AAAUGAAAGAAACAAGCAGUACAUGUAUAUAAAUACUCCCAUUCUCUUCAUUUCUACCACCUUCUUGCAACUGAACAUCAAGCUUCGGGUUUUUCGGAUAGCUCACUUUUUGUCAAAUCUGGUAUCAGUUAGGUUAGAACGCUGCGAUUUUGGAUUCGGGAACGAGGAUAUUGAUUUGACAGGUGCAAGUGGGUAAAAGCAUGGAUUUUGUUCAAUGGCUAGGGCAAGACAUGUCACUGAAGAUCUUUAUGUGUUUGGAUGACCCUAUCGAUCUUCUUCGGACGAGUGCGGUUUCGCGGUCUUGGCGUGCGUUUGUGAUUGCUAAUGGCUUAUGUAAGAAGCUUUGUUUGACAAAGUGUCCGGAAGCAGCAAGUUUUGCCCGUGUUGUUGUAAUGAAAGAGUAUGUUGAACCUAGGGGAACAGAUGUGGAGGGUUCUGGUGAAUUGGCUUGUCUGGAGAGAGAGCACAGAGUGUAUGCAUCCUUAGGUAGAGAGCUUAUAACAUCUGGCAGAGAAAGUUGCAUAACAGAUGCCGUCUGUGCGUCUAGCACUGACAACUAUCCAGACGAAAGCAUCAAGAAUACUUUGGAACCAAGUGAUAGAAUUGGCCACAGGGCCUCGUAUUGGUCGAGCAAGGGUGCGACGGAUCCAUCUGCUUCAGAGACAUUGAUUUAUAAACUGGCUUCUCAGCUAUGUCUGAUCACUGAGUUACAUGUGCAUCCAUUUCAAGCAUAUUUUCAGUUUGGCUUCCCCAUAUAUUCACCCAAAGCUGUGAGGUUUCAUAUGGGCUAUUCCAAGGACCCUCUAGAGAUAGACGAUGAAGAAGCAGAUGAGUUCAUGGAUGUCAAAGAUUACCAUGAUGACAUGUUUGUCUGGACAUAUAGCUCUCCAGAAUUCCCAAUGGCUCAGGAAAAUUUCUUGCAAAAGUUUAAGCUUCCCAAACCCAUUCUGUGCAUCGGAGGAAUCCUUAAAGUGGAGCUGUUAGGCAGAUUGCAGACUCAAGAAAUGGACGGAUUAUACUAUAUAUGCAUCAAUCAUGUUCAAGUCAUCGGACGAUCACUCUCCCCUGUAUUUGACUUGGAAAUGAUUGGCGACGGAGGAAAAUGCACCCUCAAGUACAACCCUGUUAUGAGAUACACUUUUCCAUCUGUAGACAUCUCAGAAACGGAGUCGAGUAGCCGAUCACAUUUCCACAGGUUUAGUGAAAGCAUUAGGAGCUGGGAGCAACUAAUCCUCAACACAUUCCGUGGCGCAGGACCCCUGAUAGAUGAUUGGCUUUGGAGGAGGAUGCCACGUCUAAAAAUUCGUUUAUUGUGUCACAGCAUCGAUGAUGUUGAAGCUAUUGGACUGCACACCCUCAAGUACAACCCCUCUUUAGACAUAUCAGAAACGGAGUCAAGUAGCCAUGGUGCAGGAGACGACUACGACUCUGAUAAUGAGUAUCUCAAGUAGUCACAGUUUUCCUGAUUGAUAUACCAUACCAUACCAUCCAUCCUCGUAUGCUUUUGCUACUUAAAUAGGGAAUAUGGUUUUGACUGAUUCUGAUACACGGACACAAAAUGGUGUAAAAUAGGUCAGUCAUACACUAUGUAAUUUUAUUACUUGGUGAACUUGUUAAGACCACUGGUUAAUAUGUUUGUUUUGGUUAUCAUCUGCUGGUUACUGAUAUAACUCAAUUGAUAUAAAGUUAAAACUUC
Salvia splendens (bonfire salvia) is the source of this 1696-nucleotide messenger RNA. RefSeq names its product F-box protein At4g00755. Gene Ontology annotation, molecular function: protein binding. NCBI's taxonomy places the organism in Eukaryota, Viridiplantae, Streptophyta, Magnoliopsida, Lamiales, Lamiaceae. The transcript is spliced from 7 exons. The coding region runs from base 201 to 1451 and encodes 416 amino acids. The record is from RefSeq and is a predicted model, not a curated record.